Ceratosolen solmsi marchali is the source of this 672-nucleotide messenger RNA. Its product is annotated as trypsin delta/gamma-like. Gene Ontology annotation, biological process: proteolysis. Bases 1 to 672 code for a protein of 223 amino acids. The transcript has 3 exons. The record is from RefSeq and is a predicted model, not a curated record. Gene Ontology annotation, molecular function: serine-type endopeptidase activity. Lineage: Eukaryota; Metazoa; Arthropoda; Insecta; Hymenoptera; Agaonidae.
AUGCUAGGGAAUACGUAUCUCUUUCUUGGACAUUACAUAAUAUUAUGCGUCCAAUGCGUACUCGCAAAUGGAAAUCCCAUGAUUGGGCAAAACGUUGAGAAAGUAAAGACAAAUGAAUUUCCUUUUGUUGUAUCAUUAAUGCGCAAUAGCACUGCCGAUAUUACUGCUGAAAGAAAUCAUAUCUGCACUGGAGCUCUUAUCUCACCACGAGAUGUUUUGACUGCCGAACACUGCUUGAAAGGGGAAAAAAGAACUGACAUUCUUGUCCUCGUGGAUUCCAUUGACUUAAGGAGUGGCAGGAAGCACCAAAUUAAUUGGUGGAUAACGUAUAAGACUUGGGCAAAGCAAAGACAUAUGUCUUUGGAAUAUAGCGAGAACGAUAUCGCCAUUAUAAGGUUGAAUGAAGCGGUUACUCACAGAAUCACUCCAGCCACAGUUUCAACCUUAUCGAAUUCCGAUUUUGUUGGAUAUGAUGUCGUAGUAACUGGAUGGGGUCAAUCAAACGAUGGAUUUAAUCCAAGAUAUAUGGAAAAAAUUGAUGUUAAAGUGUUAUCGAAAACAAAUUGUGAAAAUAAAAUUCAGAUGGCAAGUGGAAAAUUGGUUCCAUUAGAUUCGAGAUUCAUAUGCACCAGUGUGACCCCAUUUGGAUUGUUGCAGCCCGUAAGAACUUAA